Messenger RNA from Talpa occidentalis (Iberian mole), 2024 nucleotides. RefSeq names its product ring finger and CHY zinc finger domain containing 1 (gene RCHY1). Gene Ontology annotation, biological process: ubiquitin-dependent protein catabolic process; protein ubiquitination. The transcript has 9 exons. The coding region runs from base 137 to 841 and encodes 234 amino acids. Lineage: Eukaryota; Metazoa; Chordata; Mammalia; Eulipotyphla; Talpidae. The record is from RefSeq and is a predicted model, not a curated record. Gene Ontology annotation, cellular component: nucleus. Gene Ontology annotation, molecular function: ubiquitin protein ligase activity; zinc ion binding.
UUCAGCUUCAGUGGCAAGUACAUUUCACAGGCGGCCAGGCUCGGUUUAAAAUCAGUGACUAUGAAUAAACCCGCCAAAGAAUGAGUAAUAUGUAUGAAACAGGAAGAGAGUCGUGUAAUUACCACUAGUGGAAACUAUGUGUAGGAAGGCACCUUGCUGUGACAAAUUUUAUACUUGUCGGCUGUGUCAUGAUAACAAAGAAAAUCAUCAGCUAGAUCGCUUUAAAGUAAAGGAAGUGCAGUGUAUAAACUGUGAAAAAAUUCAACACGCCCAACAGACUUGUGAGGAAUGUAGCACAUUGUUUGGAGAAUAUUACUGCAAUAUAUGUCAUCUGUUUGACAAAGACAAGAAGCAGUACCAUUGUGAAAACUGUGGAAUUUGUAGGAUUGGUCCAAAGGAAGAUUUUUUCCACUGUUUAAAAUGUAACUUAUGCCUAGCUGUGAAUCUCCAAGGAAAACACAAGUGUAUUGAAAAUGUUUCCCGACAGAAUUGUCCAAUAUGUUUGGAGGACAUUCAUACAUCCCGUGUUGUUGCUCAGGUCUUGCCAUGUGGACAUCUUCUGCAUAGAACGUGUUAUGAAGAAAUGAUGAAAGCUGGCUACAGAUGUCCAUUAUGUAUGCGUUCUGCUUUCGACAUGACUUGGUCCUGGAGACAGCUGGAUGAUGAGGUAGCACAGACUCCUAUGCCAUCAGAAUAUCAGAAUAUGACUGUGGAUAUUCUCUGCAAUGAUUGCAAUGGAAGAUCUACAGUGCAGUUCCAUAUAUUAGGCAUGAAAUGUAAUAUUUGUGAAUCCUACAAUACCACUCAAACUGGAAAAUCAGCAAUGAUCAGCAAUGAUUAGAUCAGCAAUGAUCAGCCUAUACUGCACUGGAAAACUCAGCAUUUUCUGAUAAUAGAAAAAAAUCUAUCUUUAGUAUCCUGUUGUCUAAUGUGUCAGACUCUAUGCAUUAGAAUUGAUGUGUUUUGUAUUAGGGUCACACUGUAAAAAUCAAAUGUACUUAAUGAUUCAGGGUCUCUUGGUAGAAUUAUCAGAGCUCUAUAUUGGAGGAAAUUUACCGCACUUGUGUUUUGAUUGUAAAUCCCUUUUGUGUCAGCUAUUUAGAAGGCAGUCAUGUUUGCCACUGAAAAUUAACAUCCCUAGAACUAUGUUACACUUCUGUGAACUUUUCUUCAAGUGAUAGAACUGCAUUUAAUUCUCAAUAUUAUUCUUGAUUUUUCCGGGCUGUGCUAUAAUGAGAAUAUGUUCUAUCUUACUGUUAAAAUCAAUUACAUGUGCUUUAGGGUUUUCUAAGACAGUCCUUUGGAUCCUGUAAAUGUAAAUUUUGAUGUAAUAACUGCAAAGAAAUCAUUUUGAAACAGUAUUUUAUAGAAAGGUUUUUUUCUAGGGUUAUCUAUUCUUGCUUCAGUAAAGCAGUACAAUCAGUUUUAUAAUAUAAAGAAAAUCUUUUCCUUCUUUUGAGGUUUUUAUCCGUAAGAGUAAUGGGAAAAAUGUAAAAGAGUAGAACUCUUCCAAGCCUCUAAGCUAUCGACACUGAAGUAAUUUUACUGAGGUUGAGAAUUAUCUCUUUGAAGAAUAAUUCAUUCAGUCAUCAGGUAUUCAGUGAGCAGCUACUGUUUGCUGGGUAUGGUUCUAGAUGCUGUGAGGAUAAGUGAGCAAUACAAACAAAAGACACUGCUGUUAUGGUGGUACAUUCUAGUGUUCCUCAUCCUUGCCUAGCCCUCUCCUGCGCACAUGGUGGUUGUUUUUGUUGUAAAUACAUGAAUUCUUCCCUACAUGAUGGCGAAUAGAUAUGAAUGAGUAAAAGUGGUAUGAAAUAUUCCUGGCCAGAUCUCUGAUAUAUUUUUUUUGGGGGGGGGACUUAUAAUAAAAUUAAAUAUACCUCUUAAUGUGGGAGCAAAGUAUAAAAAAUGCUUAGCUUGUUAUAUGUAUUAUGUGUAAUAUAUAAAUGUCCAGCUUGUUAUAUAAAGCUCUAGGUUACAGAAUAAAAUAUGUACAUUUCAGUUGAUGGGUAUUUAUUAAACAC